Messenger RNA from Uloborus diversus, 2521 nucleotides. RefSeq names its product phosphomevalonate kinase-like. The record is from RefSeq and is a predicted model, not a curated record. NCBI's taxonomy places the organism in Eukaryota, Metazoa, Arthropoda, Arachnida, Araneae, Uloboridae. Gene Ontology annotation, cellular component: cytoplasm. The transcript has 4 exons. Gene Ontology annotation, biological process: isopentenyl diphosphate biosynthetic process, mevalonate pathway; cholesterol biosynthetic process. Bases 237 to 857 code for a protein of 206 amino acids. Gene Ontology annotation, molecular function: phosphomevalonate kinase activity.
GUGACCGCAGACCGCAUUAAAUGGUAAAUUGUCGACGUAUCGGGAAGCUGAAGUAAAAUAUUAUUUCAGCCUCUUUUACUUUAGUUUAGAAUUUGACGGUUCCUAAAAUCAAAUUCAAUUGCCACUUAAUUUUCAACAUUUACAUUUAUUUUUUACUAGUAUUUUGAUUAAAUUAUGUUCAUCGAAACUCUCCAUCAGUUUAUAGAAUGAAAUCAAAGCAAUACUUCUGAGUUAACAUGUGUCCUGAAAGCGAAAAUUCUUUAGGGAAUCCCAAGGCAAUCAUACUAUUAAGUGGUAAACGUAAGGCUGGCAAAGACUACAUUGCCAGUUUAUUGUUUCAAAGAUUUGGGACUAAAGAUUGUACAAUUAUUCGGCUAUCUGGCCCAUUAAAGGAAAGAUAUGCUUUAGAAAAUAAUUUAGAUUAUGAAAAGCUGCUUGAUUCAUCUGAUUACAAAGAGCUUCAUCGUGCCAAAAUGAUACAGUGGGGAGAAGAAAUCAGAAACAAAGAUCCUGCCUACUUUUGUAGACAUGCCAUUGUACAAGCUGAGGCAAGGUCCAAAGGCAUUUGGGUUGUGAGUGAUGCCAGGAGGAAAUCAGACAUAGAUUUCUUUUGCAAGCAUUUUCCGGAAGCAACGAUGACCAUCAGGAUAAAUGCUUUGGAAGAAAUAAGAAAGAAGAGAGGAUGGAAUUUUACUGAAGGUGUGGAUGAUGUAGAAUCAGAAUGCGGCUUGGACACUUUUGAUUCGUGGGAUUUCCGAAUCGACAACAAUGAUUCACAUAAAACACUACUAGAUGUUGAAAUCAUUGUAGCAGCAAUGAAACAACUGAAAAAUCUAAAUUCGACAAUUUCUACAUAAUUAUGGCAAAUCUAUAAAAAAUUAAUGUAUUAAUUUUAGACAAACAUUUUAGUAUAUUUAUAUUAUAUAAAAAAAACUAUGUGUCUUAAAUAAAUAUUAUGAAGGUACUUUUUAAUUUUUGAAAAUUAAUAGUAAGCAACAUUUUUUUGUUUUGUUUUUGAGAUUUGAAACCUCAUUUGAUUUACCUCAUUUCCAGAUCAAGAAAGACCAACAUAUAAUAAUCAUCCCCCCCCCUCCCCAAUAUAAUCGUCCCGUUGCACUACAUAUCUAAUAGACGUACAUUUGUUGAUGGUGAUGGCAAAAGAAACUUUCAUCGGAUACUGUAAUCAUUUAAAUUUUAAAAGGAAAUAUACAGGGACUAUGGGGACACAAGUCUUAUAAGCCAACAGAUCUGCUGCUGAAACUGUAAGAACAAUACUCAAAAUCAUAUUAUUCUGUAGGAUAUAAACACACAAAAAUCCGCUCUCUCUCUUUAUUAUAUUAGUAUAGAUUAAAGAAAUAUAACAAAAAAAUGGGUGUGAUUUGGGAUAUUUUUCAAAAAAAUAUAUUUACCAACAUAUAGCCACACAGCCAACAUAUAGCCAAAUAAUCACUCCCCAUCUCAAGACCACAGUGAAUUCGCUCCCACAUAAGUUUCCUUUUCUCUAAUUUUGAAAGGUGUGCAUUGGGUCAGCAGAAAGGGUCCACAGUUAAAACUUUCCAUUUUAACUGGGCAUGACUGUCUUUGUGCCCCGCCAAUCUUUUUUCAAGGGCGCCCAUAUGCAAAAUUGUAAGGGAGGCUCAGAUAUUUUUUCCCCAUGGGUUAGGAGGGUAUUUUCUCCAUGAAAACCGAUUUUAGGACAGAUUAGAGUCAUUAAAAUAUUUCAUUUUAAAUAACUUAUUCAUUAAUGGCUGGAAAAUAAAUGUUUUUAAAUUUUUGCAAAGAAAAAGAUACCAAAGGCAAGUUCUAAUUUCAAAGGGGGGGGGGGGGGGGCUGCCCCCCCCCAUAUGGGCGCCCUUGUCUUUUUCGCUUUAAAAUUGUAGAUACUCUUCUCGAAAUCUAGUGGCUUAAAACUGGCAUUGGAUAAAUGAAAAUGUUUAAUUGUUUUUAUUGUGAUGCAAUCUGUUAAUGUUAUAAUUUUGGACAAAAAGAUAGUUGAUGUUGUCUUUAGAUUCAUAAAAAUUAUCGACUUCCCAGUGUACCACUUUGUCCUAUUUUAAAUAUGAACAGCAAAAUGGAAAGACUGGGUAUAAUAUGCAUUUAAACAUCAGUUUAUAGAAAUGUGUUUAGAUUUUGAAAGAAAAAUACUACAGUUCAUGAUAGCUCUACAGUUCAAAUUCCCUUUGUUUAUGAAAUAACAUUGGAACACACAAUUACCACAUAUAGUAGUGCUUAAAUCAUUUAAAGUAAAUCUGAGAGUCAUGUUUUAGUAUUUGAAAAUUAUUUCUUAAUGAAAGGAUUAAGUUUUUUUUAAAAAUACUUCAAUUGUAAACUAUUUAUUAUGAUAAAAUAAAGUAACUCCAUUGACACUUUUAUGGUAGGGAAUCUUUCUUACGAUAUGACGAAAAGGAAGUCACUUUCUUUUCUUGUUGGUUACAGUUGUUUUCCGCACUGUAAUCAUUUUAAAGUAGAUUGUGAAAAUAUAUUCACAGCUGUGAGUUGUAUCUCAUCAAAAACAACCCUG